AUGGUUGCCGCUAGUGCUUCAAGAGGUUUCAUGAGAAAUUGGUACCGACUCGAAAUUCUUCCUAUCUACGUUGUAACCGGUUUUGCAGUCGUAGGUGGUAGUUGGUACCUUACUCGUCUUGCUAGAGGACCUGAUGUUGUGUGGGACAAGAACACAAGUAAAACUUAUGUCAGUAAAUCAGAAGUUCGACAAGACAAACAAAAAAAGCCAAUGGAUGCUUAUUCAUUGAAGCAAAUUGCCAACUCUGUUGUAUACAUAUUUUUUUCUACUCAUUUCCUAAUCAUUACUCGAACACAAAUACCAUUUGUACAUAUAGAUAUGUUCGAGAUAGAUUUUAAACUUAGAAUUGGCACGAAAUGA
This is a messenger RNA of Racocetra persica, 360 nucleotides long. The record is from the annotation of a GenBank genome assembly. Lineage: Eukaryota; Fungi; Glomeromycota; Glomeromycetes; Diversisporales; Gigasporaceae.